Messenger RNA from Rotaria socialis, 1050 nucleotides. The record is from the annotation of a GenBank genome assembly. NCBI's taxonomy places the organism in Eukaryota, Metazoa, Rotifera, Eurotatoria, Philodinida, Philodinidae.
AUGUUCGACGUCCAAGCAGCAGCAUUAAAUCCUUGUGGAAGUCUCGGUUCUCAAGAAAACAUUCUUCAAUUGAUACAAGAACAAAAGCUGGUCACUUCUUUUGUGGAUUCGUCGUCGUAUAGUCAAGUCGAGACCCUUCCUGAUCGUUUCGAAACAUCUGAUGUUGUGUUGCGUCGUGAUAACCAAGUGGUUUUCGCAGUUUUCGACAAUUCAUUUCAUGUUGGCGCCUUUUGCACACCAUUUGGUCGAUCUCUCAACUGUACCGACCAGUUGCUUGCCUGGCCCGAUGCAUCAUUGGCCACGAAACAAUCCGGUUUCGAAGGAAUUACCUAUAACCCCAUCGACGAUACCUAUUUCAUCGCACAAGAAGCAAUCAAAACUGACACAAAAAAAGUUUUUCGGGCGAAUAUUUUUGAGACUCGUAUCGUUUCCACAGAUUCAAUACCAAUUCGUGUGCUUGAGUCUUGUAUAGUCAAUUGGGACUUCGCAUCGGAUAAUAAAGGUAUUGAAGGUCUCGAGUUCGUUAGUCAUCAAGGCACUGGUAAGAGUUAUCUGUUGGGAUUAUGCGAAGCUAAUGAGUGCAAUCAUAAAUCAACAUCAGACAAUGAUGGACGCAUUUUAGUGCUUGAAAAGAAGGAAGCUAACAAGAAAAAUAGUUGCAGUUGGGAGCCAGUAGGCACAAUUGCAAUGCCCGCAUGGGUCCAUUUCGACGAUUAUUCGGCGCUGUCAAUUUACCAUCGAAAAGCAAUUGAUUUACCAGCCUAUGUUGCAGUGACCAGUCAAGAGAGGAGUCAAGUAUGGGUCGGUAUGAUUGAAGAGAUCAAUCAAGCACCUUUCUUUUCACUUUCAUCAUUAAAUAAUAAUACCAUUUAUGAUCUGCCAAGAACAUCUGAUGCAACACCAGAAUGUGGAAUGAAAUAUUGCAAUAUAGAAGGUGUAGCAUGGCAAGGCGGAAACGAACUCAUUUUGGUGUCUGACAAAACGAAAUCUGAUCAAGAUACUCAAUGCAUCGAGAAAGAUCAAAGUGUACACUAUUUCUUCUUGCCUUAA